AUGAACUUCUUUAAGACACCUACACCUAAAGAACAACAACGACAAAAUGAUCGUGAACUUCGUAAAGCAAAAAGGGAUUUGGACAGAGAUAAAUUAGCUUUAGAAAGAGAAGAAAAGAAAUUGGAAAUGGAAAUAAAAAAGAUGGCAAAAGAAGGAGAUAAAGAUGGCUGUAAAAUACUUGCUAAACAGUUAGUGCAGUUAAGGAACCAAAAAACUAGGUUAUAUUCAGCUAAUAGUAAGAUUUCAAGUGUUCAAAUACACAAUAAAGCUAUGGUUGCCAAUGUAGCUAUAGCUGGUGCAAUGGGCACCACAGCUAAGACUAUGGGUAAUAUCAAUAAAAUCUUGAAUCCACAACAAAUUGCAAAAGAUAUGGAAUCAUUUAAAUAUGCUAGUGCUAAAAUGGAUAUGACUGAUGAUAUCAUUUCAGAUACUUUAGAUGAUAUAAUGACAGAAUCUGGCGAUGAAGAAGAGUCUGAGGGUAUUGUGAACAAAGUGUUGGAUGAAAUAGGCAUUGAAAUUAGUGGAAAAAUCGCAAAUGCACCUUCAGUGGCACGUAACAAAGUCGGUGAAUCGACCUCUGAUAUCGAUAAGGAACUUAUGGCGCAAUUAACUAAAUUGAAGUCA
Molecule: messenger RNA, 624 nt
Organism: Brenthis ino (lesser marbled fritillary)
Lineage: Eukaryota; Metazoa; Arthropoda; Insecta; Lepidoptera; Nymphalidae
Source: the annotation of a GenBank genome assembly